This is a messenger RNA of Acomys russatus (golden spiny mouse), 603 nucleotides long. RefSeq names its product armadillo-like helical domain-containing protein 2. Bases 1 to 603 code for a protein of 200 amino acids. The record is from RefSeq and is a predicted model, not a curated record. The transcript has a single exon. NCBI's taxonomy places the organism in Eukaryota, Metazoa, Chordata, Mammalia, Rodentia, Muridae.
AUGUGUUUUAUUAAGCCCUCCCCGGAGGAAAAAGACAAGUCAGCCACCACAGCUGACUCCAUUUUUCACAGAGAAAAAAUUAUGGAACUUGGCUUCACGCUAAGGAAUACAUGUACAAUCCUUGAAAGGAGAGCUCUGGCUGCCCAGAAAAUUGGACUACUGGCUUUCACAGGAGGCACGAGUGCUGCACAGUUUGCCACUGAGUACAUGAAAGACGUCGCUUCCAUUCUGCAGAGUGGUAAGGUGAUAUCAUCGAAGGCGAAGAUCCUGCUGCUGCAGAGUGUGGCGUCUUGGUGCUACUUAAACCCCACCAGCCAGAAGAGGGCCAGACAGAUGAAGUUGAUUCCUACUUUCAUCUCUUUGUUCGAUGCUACCUGCAACUCCACUGUCAAAGCUGAACUGAACAGCCACCACCUCGUUAAGUUUUGGAUCUGCUAUACUCUCUCAGCCAUGACCUGUAAUAACUCAUCUGUCAUGAAGGAGCUGAGGUCCUACAGCUCUCUAAAAUACCACCUGCAGAUCUUGGCUAUGGAGAACUGGACUGGGUGGUCUGAAAAUUUUGCCGAGGUCUUGUAUUUCCUAAUAGGUUUUCACAGGAGUUAA